GAGGUCGAAAUGGCAACAGUUCCAGGACAGUUGGUCUGGGAGAUCGUGAAGAGAAACAACUGUUUCUUGGUGAAACAGUUCGGUAGAGGUAACGCUAAGGUUCAGUUCAGCAAGGAGAGCAACAACCUAUGCAACCUCAACUCCUACAAGCACUCUGGUUUGGCGAACAAAAAGACCGUGACCAUUCAGCAAGCUGACAAGGAGCAAGGUGUUGUACUUGGAACCACCAAGACCAAGAAGCAAAACAAGCCUAAGCUCUCUGUUAACAAGUCUGUCCUCAAGAAGGAAUUCCCCAGGAUGACCAAAGUUGUUGUCAAUCAGGUAGUGGACAACUACUACAGGCCUGAUCUGAAGAAUGCAGCACUUGCUAGGCUCAGCGCCAUCAGCAAAGGACUUAGAGUCGCCAAGUCUGGUCCCAAGAGGAGAAACAGGCAGGCUUGA
Thlaspi arvense is the source of this 441-nucleotide messenger RNA. The record is from the annotation of a GenBank genome assembly. NCBI's taxonomy places the organism in Eukaryota, Viridiplantae, Streptophyta, Magnoliopsida, Brassicales, Brassicaceae.